AUGCUUGACUUCAAAAAUCGAGUCAAAGCUGCAGUUAGACGGCAACAAAAGGUGAAAUUUGAAUUUGAAGGUGAAAAACGCGUAUAUUUUCUUCGAAAACCAUUAUUAUACGAAGAUUUAAUUAGUUUUAUUAAUCAAGCAUUUGGUGCUAAUAUCGAUAUACGUUGUUUAUUUUCUCGUGAUUUAACAAUAUGUGUACCGGUGACAUGUCAAGAAGAUUUGGAUAAUGUUCUGUCAAUAUCAGAAGCAAAUAGUGCAAAUAAAUUAAAUUUAUUAUUAGCAAGAAAAAAGACAAUAUCAGAGAUUGUCAUCAGUGAUGACAGUGAAACAUUGGAUUUAACAUCAGCUAUGAAUGUUGAAGACUCUCCACCACCUGGAACUAUCGGUCAAAAGAAACGUAUUACACAAAGUAAUUCAGCGCCGUCCAUUAAUGGCGAUCGUUUUAUUCCAGAACAUACAAAACACCAUCAUUCUAGCGGAAGCUCGAUCUCAAGUUGUGAUUCAAGAGGAAGUGAAAAUCAUUCGCGUUAUAGACGACUACCAGCCGGAUAUUCAAUAACAAGAAACUCCUCAAAUAAUGAUGUUCGAAGUGCCAUGAGUACAUGUAGUUUAUCAUCAGCAACAAGUUCAAGCGGUACAAGCAGUAGUAGUAAUAGUCGAGAUGGUUCGUAUUGUAGUCAAUGUUCGUGUUCAAGUACCAGUAAUUUUCGUUCACCACAAACUCCAUUAAACUGGAAACUUGGUCGUCAAUUAGGUCAAGGUGCUUUCGGAAAAGUGUAUCUCUGUUAUGAUGUUGAUACAGGCAGAGAAUUGGCUGUGAAACAAAUUUCUGUACGAGCAUUAAAUUCUGAAUCUUCCAAGGAAGUCAAAAUUCUCGAAUGUGAAAUUAAUAUAUAUAAACAGCUAAAUAAUGAAAGAAUUGUUCGUUAUCAUGGUUCAACACGAACAGAUGAAUACUUUCAAAUAUUUAUUGAGUAUAUGGCUGGUGGUUCUGUACGAGAAGAAAUUCAAAAUUACGGUGCCCUUUCUGAACACUUGAUAAAAAAAUAUACAAAGCAGAUAUUAGAGGGUUUACAAUAUUUGCAUAAAAAUCAAGUUGUGCAUCGAGAUAUUAAGUGUGCAAAUAUAUUAAGAGAUAGUUCAGGAAACGUUAAAUUGGCCGAUUUUGGUACAUCAAAACGUUUAGUGGUCAUUACGAGUCAAAUACAACCCGAUACGGGAACAUUAGGUGAGUGA
Messenger RNA from Didymodactylos carnosus, 1236 nucleotides. Lineage: Eukaryota; Metazoa; Rotifera; Eurotatoria; Philodinida; Philodinidae. The record is from the annotation of a GenBank genome assembly.